Rhineura floridana is the source of this 2490-nucleotide messenger RNA. Its product is annotated as vomeronasal type-2 receptor 26-like. The coding region runs from base 1 to 2490 and encodes 829 amino acids. Gene Ontology annotation, cellular component: membrane. The transcript is spliced from 7 exons. Gene Ontology annotation, biological process: G protein-coupled receptor signaling pathway. NCBI's taxonomy places the organism in Eukaryota, Metazoa, Chordata, Lepidosauria, Squamata, Rhineuridae. The record is from RefSeq and is a predicted model, not a curated record. Gene Ontology annotation, molecular function: G protein-coupled receptor activity.
AUGUGCUAUACAUAUUCUGCUAAGUGCACCAUCAGUGAUCCUCUUCUAAUUCCUCAUAAAUAUUAUAAACCAGGAGAUCUCAUUGUUGGUGGAAUUGUGUCACAAGCACUUAUUCUUUCAGAGCCGACUUCUUUCCAGGAGCACCCUAACAAGGCAGUGAUUGAUGAGCCUCUUGUACUGACUAAGAACUACCAGCAUGUCCUGGCCUUGGUAUUUGCUGUAAAGGAGAUCAACGAAAACAACCAGAUUUUACCCAAUGUCACCUUGGGCUUCCACAUCUAUGACACCAAUUUCAACACAAAACAGACCUAUCAUGCAACCUUGAAACUUCUCUGCAUAGGCAGAAGACUUGUCCCCAACUACAAGUGUGACACUUGGAACAAUCUGCUUGCAGUCAUUGGGGGACUUGAAUCUGAAACUUCUCUCCAUAUUGCUACCAUCUUAGGGGUCUACAAUAUUCCACAGCUCACCUAUAGCUCUGCUCCAGUGGUGAGUCAUAAAUUCCCAGGCAUUUCCUUCUACCAUAUGGUCCCAAAUGAAAGCCAUCAGAACAUGGGGAUCGUGCGAUUACUUCUCCAUUUCAGAUGGACAUGGAUUGGGAUCAUUGCUGUGGAUGAUGACAAUGGAGAAAGAUUUCAACAGAUCAUGCUUCCCAUGUUCUGGAAGAAUAGCAUUUGUUUUGACUUCAUAGAAAAAAUCAUCCGAAUGACUUAUUUCAAGGAUUAUUUUCACUUGUUCCAAGUGAUGUGGAAAACAUUUGACAUUGUGAUGGAGAGUAAAGCUAACACAUUGGUCUUUCAUGGAGAAAUUGAGUCUCUUAUAUAUUUGAGAUGGAUGUUAAAAUUUUCAGAGACGGGAUACAUGACAGUUAGGCCAAAGGGAAAAGUGUGGAUUAUAACAGCACAGAUGGAUUUCAUAUCAUUUUAUUUCCAAAGGAGUUGGGAUAUACACAUCAUCCAUGGUGCUUUAUCCUUCAGAGUUCACACAAAUGAAAUCCGAGGUUUCCAACAAUUUCUUCAGAGCAGAAGUCCUCUCUUGACAAAUGAAGAUGGCUUCAUCAAGGACUUCUGGGAACAGGCCUUCCUCUGUCAUUUCUCAGCUAUGAAGAAGAUGUUUGAUGAAAAGUGCACUGGCAAGGAGAGGAUGGAGAGCCUUCCUGGGUCAAAACACACCACAAGAGUGGAUGGUGAGAGACAGAAACUUCUGAAUGCUCAGCCAUGGCAGCUCCAUCAAUUUCUGCGAAGUAUGUCAUUUAACAGCAGUGCUGGGGACAGAGUUUCCUUUGAUCACAAUGGGGAAUUGAAAGCUGGAUUUGAUAUUAUAAACUGGGUCACAUUCCCAAACCAAUCUUUUCUUAGAGUGAAAGUUGGACAGGUGGAUCCCCAGGCUCCAGAGGACCAAACAUUCACUAUAAAUGACAUGGCCUUCACAUGGCACCGUAUGUUUAACCAGGCACUGCCCAUUUCUCUUUGUGCUGACAGUUGUCACCCUGGUUAUAGCAAACAAAGGAAAGAGGGGGAGCCAUUUUGCUGCUAUGACUGCAUCUCAUGUCCAGAAGGCAAGAUUUCAAACCAGAAUGAUAUGAACAACUGUUUCCAGUGCCCAGAAGAUUCUUACACAAAUGAAGCCCAUGAUUUAUGCAUUCCAAAGGCAGUAAACUUCCUGCAUUAUGAAGAAUCUUUGGGAAUUGGUUUAGCCAUUAUGACUUUUUCUUCUGCAGUCCUUACAGUUUUGGUGCUAGCAACAUUCAUGAAGCAUCAUAACACCCCCAUUGUCAAAGCCAACAACUGCAACCUCACCUAUAUUCUCCUCCUCUCCCUCCUGCUCUGCUUCCUUUGUCCUUUGCUAUUCAUUGGCAGACCUGGGAUGCUUGGAUGUCUCCUACGACAAACUACAUUUGGCAUUAUCUUCUCAGUGGCUGUUUCUUCUAUAAUGGCAAAAACUGCUACAGUGGUUUUGGCUUUCAUGGCCACCAAGCCUGGAUCUAAAAUGAGGAAAUGGGUAGGGAAACGACUGGCCAACUCCAUUGUUCUUUUCUGCUCCCUUGUUCAAGUUGGUAUUUGUGUUGUAUGGUUGGCAACCUUUCCCCCAUUCCCAGAUGUUGACAUGCACUCACUUACUGAAGAAAUUGUACUGCAGUGUAAUGAGGGGUCUGUGUGCAUGUUUUACUGUGUCUUGGGCUACAUGGGCUUCCUGGCCUUUGUCAGCUUCACUCUGGCUUUCUUUGCCAGGACAUUACCUGACAGUUUCAAUGAAGCCAAAUUUAUUACAUUCAGCAUGUUGGUUUUUUGCAGUGUUUGGUUAUCCUUUGUUCCAACCUACCUGAGCACAAAAGGAAAAUACAUGGUAGCUGUGGAGAUUUUCUCCAUCAUAGUGUCUAGUGGUGGCUUACUGGGUUGCAUAUUUUCCCCAAAAUGUUACAUUAUUAUUCUGAGGCCUGAGCUGAACUGCAGAGAACAACUAAUAAGAAAAAAUCCAGGAAGAAUAUAG